AUGGCCGCAGCAGUAGCAGCUUUUUUAUUGAUGCAGGAAGAAGUUUCUGAGAAGGUGAAACGGAAAAUUUUAAGAGACCGCAGCAAUCCGUUGGAGCUGCCAGAGUCAGCAUUCAUUGCACAAUAUCGCCUGAACAAAGACGCAUUCAUUAUGGUGCUAGAUAUCGUAAAACCCCACUUGCCUGCAUCUAGCAUUCCACCAUUGCUAAAGCUAGCGGCAGUCUUGCGAUUUAUACCAGAAGGUUCUUAUCAGUGGUCGGUUGGGAAUGACUCUGGCAUAAGCCUAGGUAGAAGCACAGUGUCACUAGUUCUGAGUGAAGUGCUGAAAAUUAUGGAACGUUUAAUUUGCCCUCGUUGGGUGAAGCUUACAAUGGAUAGCAAUGAGAAGCUUAAAUCGAGAAAUUAUUUCUACAGCAAAUUUAAGAUUCCCUCUAUCAUUGGCUGCAUCGAUGGGACACACAUUAAAAUUAUAAAGCCUAGUGUGGACGAGCAUUUAUUUUUUAAUCGCAAAGGAUAUUUUAGCAUGAAUGCUAUGAUUAUAUGCGACAGCGCUAUGAAGAUACGUGCGGUAGAUGCUCGGUAUCCAGGCUCCAGCCACGAUGCAUUCAUCUGGAAUAUUAAUGACGCACGGCAAAGUUUCCUUAGGGAGUACGAAUCGGGCGAUCGAGCAUCAAGACUUUUAGGAGAUUGUGGAUAUGGCAUUGAGCCCUUCCUUUUGACACCAUAUAGAGACGCAUUGCACAACUCUAAAGAGUACAAGUUCAACAUGGCGCACUCUUCAGCUCGAAAUAUUGUGGAGCGUACUAUAGGUGCGUGUAUUAAAAAGCCGUUUUCGAUGUUUAUUGGGGACGUUGCACUAUUCCCCGGAAAAAGUAAUACAGAUUGUCAACGUGUGCUGUGCAUUGCACAAUAUCUGCAGAAGCUACAACAUUAA
Rhagoletis pomonella (apple maggot) is the source of this 933-nucleotide messenger RNA. Its product is annotated as putative nuclease HARBI1. The record is from RefSeq and is a predicted model, not a curated record. NCBI's taxonomy places the organism in Eukaryota, Metazoa, Arthropoda, Insecta, Diptera, Tephritidae. The coding region runs from base 1 to 933 and encodes 310 amino acids. The transcript has 4 exons.